AGGCUCUGAAAGAGAGGACGCAAAUUCAAUUCCUGUUUCUUUUGUCACACAAAAAUGAGGAACCUCGUUUAACAUAAGCCUGAAACAAGAAAAGAUACAAAGGCAACCCAAUUAACCAGCAUUUGACUAUUAACUUGCUGACAAAAUUCACACCUUCUUCCGACCAAGAUAACAAGCCAAUUAUUUGUAUAACUCCAGCAGAAUUCAAUCUUUAUUCAUGGUUCUGAGCUCCCUAACCAACGUUGGUCUCCUUCGAAAUCGUCGUUCUUGAAUACCCAGAAGUGGAACUGGGCAGAAUGGCAGCUACUCCUUUAGUGGGUUCGAAUAUGCUCUCAUUGAAUUUAUGCUGCAAAAGGGACUCUUUUGGGUCUGCCAAAUCUUUUGUCAUGCAUGGUGUGAAGCCAUUGAAUUUGGGGUCCUCUGGAAAGAGGAGGAUCAUUUGUGGUUGUACGGCUCCUAUUAGAGACUUCAGGCCAGCUGAUGCCGAUGAAUUUUCAGCUACCACAAUCAAUGCAAAGGAUUCAUCUAAGGCUGAGAGUGUGAGCAUGGUGCGGGAGCAGGAUGAAACUGACGUGCUCAUUGAGUGUAGAGAUGUCUACAAGUCAUUUGGGGAGAAGCACAUUUUAAGAGGUGUUAGCUUCAAGAUUAGACAUGGAGAGGCUGUUGGAAUCAUUGGACCAUCAGGUACUGGAAAGUCAACUAUACUGAAAAUAAUGGCUGGACUUCUUGCUCCAGACAAGGGGGAGGUUUUGAUACGUGGAAGAACACGUCGUGGUUUGAUCAGUGAUGAGGAAAUUGCUGGCGUUCGGAUUGGCUUAGUGUUUCAAAGCGCGGCACUUUUUGAUUCUUUAACCGUUCGUGAGAAUGUUGGUUUCCUUUUAUAUGAGAACUCUAACAUGCCUGGGGAUCAAAUCUCAGAGCUUGUAACUGACACUUUGGCUGCAGUUGGGCUGAAGGGAGUUGAGGAUCGACUACCUGCUGAAUUGUCUGGUGGGAUGAAGAAAAGGGUGGCCUUAGCCCGUUCUAUAAUUUUUGAUACAACAAAGGAUGUAGUGGAACCAGAGGUCCUCUUAUAUGAUGAACCUACUGCUGGACUUGAUCCAAUUGCAUCAACUGUAGUUGAAGAUCUCAUACGCUCUGUUCAUAUGAAAGGUGAGAGUGAUGUCAGUAAGCCUGGGAAGAUUGCCUCUUAUGUUGUUGUCACUCAUCAACAUAGUACCAUCAGAAGAGCUGUUGACAGGUUGUUGUUUCUCUAUGAGGGAAAGGUCGUCUGGGAAGGAAUGACUCAUGAGUUUUCCUCAUCAGCAAACUCUAUUGUACGGCAGUUUGCAUCUGGGAGUUUGGAUGGACCAAUUAAGUAUUAGCUUAUAAAACAGUGCUUAGCAUGAAGAUGCAUGACAUCCUUUAACUUGGAUGCCAAUGGAUUUCACUUCGGAGAGAGAAUUUAAAUGGUUGAGUUGCUGGUUUUUUCCGGUCAAGCAUAGCAAUCCACUCAAUUUGAAUGGAGUGAACUAGCUAACAUUUCAGCCUCAACAAGACGUGCCUGUCCUUGUGAUGUUGGUGCAGCUUUUAUUUUGUGAGCCGGCAUCCACAACUUUGCAAGUUGGAUAACAUUGAACGUGACGACGGUCUACUUUUUUGUGGUCUUUAUAUUCUUUUCAGAAUUUUGACCUUGUACUCAUUCUUGCACCGGGCUCUACCUUGUAAUUUGGAGUUAUUUGAUCGUCUAAUGUAUACCAUUUGUAACCACAGUUCAAAGUCUUGGCUGAGACUGAGAGGACUCGGCCGUGUCAUCACAGGAACGGACCUCUCCGUUUUGAUUUCGAUAUCGGGACGGGAUGAGUCUGACAUACAUGGGUCGCCAAGAAAUAAGCCGAGUCACCGAAAACUCGGUCGAGAAGUCUUCGAUACGAAUAGUUUCAGCUGAGUUAUUCCGAGUUAAAUCGCAAAUUUACAUUUUACA
This is a messenger RNA of Coffea arabica (coffee), 1963 nucleotides long. RefSeq names its product protein TRIGALACTOSYLDIACYLGLYCEROL 3, chloroplastic-like. The record is from RefSeq and is a predicted model, not a curated record. NCBI's taxonomy places the organism in Eukaryota, Viridiplantae, Streptophyta, Magnoliopsida, Gentianales, Rubiaceae. Gene Ontology annotation, molecular function: ATP hydrolysis activity; ATP binding.